Molecule: messenger RNA, 1527 nt
Organism: Dothidotthia symphoricarpi CBS 119687
Lineage: Eukaryota; Fungi; Ascomycota; Dothideomycetes; Pleosporales; Dothidotthiaceae
Product: histone acetyltransferase type B
Exons: 2
Coding region: 1-1527 (508 amino acids)
Biological process (GO): subtelomeric heterochromatin formation
Cellular component (GO): nucleus
Molecular function (GO): histone H4 acetyltransferase activity
Source: RefSeq, a predicted model, not a curated record
AUGGAUCUUGACGACUGGGUCACAAACUCGAAUGAGUGCUUCCACAUCAAUCUAUAUCGCCCAGGCAGCGGCGAGUCCGAGCGCAUCCUUGACGACUCCUUCAACCCGACCUGCACAUACACCGUGAUCGACGAGCAAGAGGCGAUCGCCGGCUACAAGAAUCCAAGCAUAGAACUUGACUUCCGCGCAAACGACCUUAAGCCACGGCUCAAGAUACAGUUUGACGAGAAGUUGGAGCUUAAGGGUAUCUCACCCGACAUCAACCAGGUCGAUCUCACGCCAGAACUAUUUGCGCAAUUUCUACCAGAGCCAUCAGAAGAUGUCAAGGAUGCGACGUCAAAAGACUGGAAACCUCCAGGAGAAUGUCUGCACAAUUUCACGCUGCAAAACAAGAAAUACGAGAUCUGGAAGGCGCCCAUGACCAACGACGCGGCGAAGCAAAUCUGGACAAAUAUGAGGAUUCUGGUGUUGCUGUUCAUCGAAGGCGCUACAUUCGAGGGCCUCGACGACGAGGAGACGAUGGACCGUUGGUCGCUGUAUCUGCUGUACGAGGUGACUCCUCUCAGCGAUGCUACGACUACCCCAUACACGCUCGCAGGAUUCUCUACCUCAUAUCGCUCAUGGAUCUUCCCAACCUUUGACAUCAUGCGCGCCACCAAGAUGCUCCCAUCUCCUCCGCCAGAAAGCUCAGACAGUCAUACUCCUAAGUACACAUCUCAACGCUUGACCCAAGAUCCAGAAACCUUCCUUUUCAACGAAAAGAUCAACCGUCUCGAAACUCCCUCGCGGGAACGAAUCUCCCAGUUCUUAAUACUGCCUCCAUACCAAGGACAGUCUCUUGGCUCUCGACUAUACGACACUAUCUUUGAGGAUCUUGUGAAGAAACAGUUCAUCUACGAGAUUCCUGUCGAAGACCCCAGUGAGGAUUUUGAUUCCAUGCGAGACUACAGCGAUAUUGUCUACCUUCGCAAGUUGCCCUCAUUCCGGACGCUUUCGCUUGCAUCAAACCUCCCGCCAGAACUAUUGAGAAAAGACUCGCCAAUCCCCAGAGACCAAAUUCUUGGCAACGGUAUCGAUCUGGAAGAGCUCCGUCACGAAGCCAAAAUCGUUACUAGGCAAUUCUACCGGAUAGUCGAGCUUCAUCUCCUCUCUACUAUCCCGCCCAAUCAUCGCAAGAGAGCACGGAUUACGCGCAAAGCAAAGUCAAGUAAUGAGAAUGACCGCAAGUACUACUUCUGGCGAUUGGCCCUCAAACAUCGCAUAUAUAGUCAAAACGCCGACACCCUUGACCAGAUGGAGGAUGCCGCAGAGAAGGUCGAGAAGCUUGAGAUGGCAGUCGAUAACCAGCAGGAAGAGUACGAAGAGCGCCUCGAGGGUAUUCAGAAGCGCCUCAAAUGGGCGACUCAGCCAGUCUCGAACGGCGCCAAAAGCAGGAGCAAGCGGAAGAGAGCCGUUGUCAGCGACGAGGACGACGAUUGGGAGGACAUGGACGACGAGCCAGUCACCCUGAAGCGGAACAAGGCGUGA